This is a messenger RNA of Rhagoletis pomonella (apple maggot), 369 nucleotides long. RefSeq names its product general odorant-binding protein 19a-like. Gene Ontology annotation, cellular component: extracellular region. Gene Ontology annotation, biological process: olfactory behavior; sensory perception of smell. Bases 11 to 364 code for a protein of 117 amino acids. The transcript has 3 exons. The record is from RefSeq and is a predicted model, not a curated record. Gene Ontology annotation, molecular function: odorant binding; dibutyl phthalate binding. NCBI's taxonomy places the organism in Eukaryota, Metazoa, Arthropoda, Insecta, Diptera, Tephritidae.
UGAGGACCAGAUGUGGGCCACAGCUAAGUUAAUGCGAGACGUGUGUCUGCCAAGAUUUCCAAAAAUUAGCAUUGAACUAGCUGAUCAAUUGCGUGACGGCAAUAUACCGGACAACAACAAAGAUGUAAAAUGCUACAUUAAUUGUGUAUUAGAAAUGAUGCAAACGAUGAAGAAGGGCAAAUUCCUGUUUGAUGCCUCAUUGAAACAAGUGGAUUUAAUUUUGCCCGAUAGCUACAAGGAGGAUUACCGUGCCGGUUUGAUGAGGUGCAAGGAUGCAAGUGUGGGCAUUAAAAAUAAUUGUGAAUCGGCAUACACUAUUUUGAAGUGUUUACGUGGAGAGAUCACAAAAUUUAUAUUCCCUUAGAAAGA